This is a messenger RNA of Tigriopus californicus, 4120 nucleotides long. Its product is annotated as glutamate-gated chloride channel-like. The record is from RefSeq and is a predicted model, not a curated record. NCBI's taxonomy places the organism in Eukaryota, Metazoa, Arthropoda, Copepoda, Harpacticoida, Harpacticidae. Gene Ontology annotation, biological process: nervous system process; chemical synaptic transmission; regulation of membrane potential. Gene Ontology annotation, cellular component: synapse; neuron projection; membrane. The coding region runs from base 1207 to 3009 and encodes 600 amino acids. The transcript has 11 exons. Gene Ontology annotation, molecular function: chloride channel activity; transmembrane signaling receptor activity; extracellular ligand-gated monoatomic ion channel activity.
CCUGGCUGUGAGAGGAGAGGACCAAUCGGUGGAACGGUAGUCCGUGGAAAUGGAUGUCUGCCGACGGGAAGCUGGGUCCAACUUAGGGAGGACACACAACAGGGAGAGGAACACGAAGAGGAUCUUUGUCGGAGUUUUUCAGCCACCAAAUGAGGCCUCACGAGGAGAGCAGCUCUAAUACUGUUUCCUACACACAGUGAUGGUGGUGUGGGUGAUAGAGAACUUCCGAGCAUUCUUGUGUUUGAUUGACUCCAUCUUUAUCCUUGGAUGACAAGUUUGGGUUAAAAUAAGGCCAAUAACGCGUUUAUCCGUUGGGCUCAAGUCAGGUGUAAAAAUUGAAAAUAAGAAAAUCACUCCCUUCGAAAGUGACGCUUGAAAGUUUCGACCAAGUUAAGACUUCAUCUCAUUAAAACUCCUCGCCCAAGGGAAUGUUUGGCUUUUCUAUGUCACCCAUUGGCCUCGAUUUGAACGAUUCCCAAGCUUAUGGGUGGGCAUCGCUCCCUCCAACCUCGUCAAUGAGCCCAAGGCACCACUGACAGCCAUAAAUGUUAUACGGUCUCCUCGUUGGGACCAGCUUGGAACACAACAUGUAUUCUGUCUAUCAAUGCCUUCUGUUCUGAGGCAGUGUGUGGAAACAAUCAACUUAUUCCGGACAAUUGACUCCUGGUCCAAUCCUAGCAAGAGCCGUCUCCACUCUGAAAUUCUCUAUGUAAAGGGUCGAGAAUGCUGCACUGAGAAGACACUGUCACUUGAUUUGUUGCCACUCCGAUUUUGGCUAGCUUCCAACCACCAAGAUUGUCUUUCUGGAGAGGCUAACGAUAAUAUGACUAUGACGACUCUUUGUUGGUAAUGGUGGGACUUUGCUUUACAAUCCCACAAGAAUCGAAACGGGCUGAAAAAGUCGGCAUGAAUUCCACACGACGAUUGGGAGCCAUUACGAUUAAAUGUGCCGGCUAGUCAGCCCCCAGCGAUGAAGCGGAAUAAUGAAAAAAUUGUGAAAGGCUCUUUUUGUUUUGACGGGGUAACCCGUAAGACUCCACGGCAAACUAACGAAGUGAGAGACGAACCAAAGGCCAAGUGGAUCUGAAGAGAGAUUUGCCUUGUUUUACUGGGAACCCCGUGGAAGAAUGGCGUUUUAAUUGGACCGUUUCCGGACCCAUUUGUUUUUCGUCGUCGACCAGAGAUUGCCUGGACACCCCAGCAAAAAUGUCGGUUCCAAGGUCAUUAUGGUGUUUGUUCCGUUCGCACUACUUUCUUCUGAACUUGGCGAUAUUUCUCUGCCUAAUGGACAAAUCAGUAUGGUCCAGGAUCGAGAAGGUGAACUAUCGUCAAAAGGAAAAGCAAGUUCUCGAUUCAAUUUUGGGUCAAGGCUAUGAUAAGCGCAUUAGACCCUCUGGUAGGAACGAGACAGUGUGGAAUGCGGGUGAUGGUCCCAAGGAAUUCUGGGAUGGCCCGACCACCGUCACUGUGAACGCCAUGAUUCGAUCCAUUAGCAAAAUUGACGAUUAUAAAAUGGAGUAUAGUGUGCAGGUCACCUUCCGGGAACAAUGGAACGAUGAGAGGCUACGGUACUAUGACGAAACCAAAGGCCGAUUAAAGUAUCUCACUUUGACGGACCCAACCAAAGUGUGGAUGCCCGACACAUUCUUCAGGAACGAAAAAGAAGCCCGAAAACACGAGAUCAUAGUCCCAAAUGUGUACGUGAGAAUUUUCCCUAAUGGAGAAAUUCUCUACAGCAUAAGGAUAUCCCUCACGUUGGCCUGCCCCAUGGACCUUCGACUCUAUCCAUUGGACAAACAAGUGUGCGUGCUCCAGAUUGCUAGUUAUGGAUGGGCCAAGGAUGAUCUCAUUUACCAGUGGAAAGAGAAAGAUCCGGUUCAAGUGGUCCAUGGUCUUCAUUUGCCAAGGUUUACGUUGGAGCAAUACAAAAGUGCCUAUUGUGAUGUUAUCACCAAUACAGGGGAAUACAGUUGCCUCAAGGUCGAACUAAUCUUCAAGAGAGAGUUCUCCUACUACCUUAUCACCAUCUAUGUCCCUUGCUGUAUGUUGGUUAUUGUGUCCUGGGUGAGCUUCUGGUUGGACCAAAACGCUAUUCCUGCCCGGGUUUCGUUGGGCGUGACCACUCUCUUGACGAUGUCGACGCAGACGUCAGGAAUCAAUGCUCAACUACCACCUGUAUCCUACACUAAGGCCAUUGAUGUGUGGACAGGAGUUUGCCAAUGUUUCGUGUUUUGCGCACUCUUGGAAUUUGCCCUCGUCAACUAUGCAUCCCGAUCUGACAUGCAACGUGAUAGAGCCCGUGAGCGCAUGGAGCGAGCUCGACGACAAUGGGAGCUGGAACACGCAGAUAUGGAACAAACGCAGCAAUCAGGGUCCAAUGGGCCCACAAACUCCUUGGGACCGCCUGGGUCGUUUGCUCGCACUUCAAUAGGCGGCGCGACAACUUUGAGUGGGGCUAAUUCCCACCAAACCAUGAAUCAUAUCGGCUCAGCGGCGGAUCAAGAUGGCAUCCCAGGGUUUCCCUUGAAGAAGAGGGGAGGCCACAAUUUUGCCAAUGCCUUACGGGAGAUGAAUGGAGCUGAACCGUAUCGCGGGACAACAACAUAUCCUCAUCCCCAUCACAGCAAUGAUGACCUGACAUUUCCCAGCAUGAACACCACCGGUUUCAACACCAGCCAGCCUUCUUCUUUGGCUUAUAUGCUUCCACCGGAAAUGGGUCGGCCUUGUGAGGUUCACAUGAACCCGUUUCCCCCUGGAAGUGGACCAGGGCACGGAGGAGGUUUUGCCGCUGGCAUGACCGGCACUGGAAACCUCAUCGGCCAUACCUGUACCUACUUGUUGUGCUGUGGAACCCGUGGCUUGCUUUCCAAAUUCCCCUCCAGGGCCAAGAGAAUUGAUGUCAUAUCCAGGUUCAUCUUUCCGUUGAUAUUUGCCAUCUUCAAUCUCGCGUACUGGCUCUACUAUCUGUUUGCUAAGAGCAAAAGUCCUCAAUUUGAAGACACUCCUUGAGGAAAAGCCUGGUGGGAAACGUGAGUCUUGCAGCUCUCCAUAGGUAGUGAACGAAGGAACAGCAGAACCACUUAGGCACACUAUCACUACCUUUCGGGCGGGAACCGUCGAGUUGCUUGCUUGCGAAAAGAGAGAGAGAAUUCCCGCUUUCAUCGAUGUUGCUCCUUCUUCAUUCAGCUCGUUGGCCCAGGAGGCAACCACGUUCCAAGAGAUCCCUUUAGCAUGGCUGUCAUCAAAACGGAUUGCCAACCUCGGCCGCCCAAGCUGCUGGGUGUUAAAGUGAGUGAGUGAGUAACUAAGUGAGGGAGGAAGGGCAGGGCGAGGGGGAGAAAAAAAAGUGGUGUGAUAUAGCGAAUCGGCUUCUCCAUUUGCGCUUAACCCUGGAGCCAAUUUAUGUACUUUGGUGGAUCGAUUCAGGCUGACUCAAGAAAAGGCUGGCCCCAGCUAAGACAACGUCUCGAAUGGAUGAACCAGGCUACCAACGAUACCAACACAAACCAAGAACCACUUGGCGGAGAAAUAAGAGAUGGAACUGAGAAGAUUUAGGGUCGUUUCAAAGGAAAAUGAAAUGGUGUCCUUGUCGACCCCCAAGAAACUCAAUUCAAGGCGUUUGUCUUCGUCGUCGUCUCCUUCGACUUCCUUUAAAGAAAUUCCUCACCAAUGUGAUGACCAAAUAUUGUGCGGCCAAAUUGGCUGAAAAAGUGCUCCUUCAUUUAACUUGACCUCGAUGUUUGCAUGAGUCCGAAGGUCAAUUCCAUUCAUGCUUCAACACAAGAUUAUUAACUUCCACGACCUUCGUCUUCGAAAUAAUUCACCCAAAUUUGAGCUUAUUCUCAAGUGUGCUUGAUUAUCGCCAUGGUCUACCCCCUCCACUCACUCCUUCCACUUUUGGCAGCAUUUUUCCCCUUUGAUAUUCAUCUCUUGAAAUUGGCUAUUUUUGUGACUGACUUUGCCAAGUUUUGCAGAGCUCCCCUGUUUCUUCGCCGAGACCUUUUUACAAUCAGCCAAGAGAUCCAUCUUCCAAAUUAGUUGAACUCCCUCCAGUGAAACCAAGGGAAUUAUGUUCGUCGUGCUUGUUCUUGCCUCCAUAAAAGUUGUUUUUGCGAAAUGA